Messenger RNA from Aspergillus brunneoviolaceus CBS 621.78, 3005 nucleotides. RefSeq lists its product as uncharacterized. The transcript is spliced from 2 exons. The record is from RefSeq and is a predicted model, not a curated record. NCBI's taxonomy places the organism in Eukaryota, Fungi, Ascomycota, Eurotiomycetes, Eurotiales, Aspergillaceae. The coding region runs from base 37 to 2889 and encodes 950 amino acids.
GUUUUGUCGCAUACUCUGAUCUCAACUGUCGCUACCAUGGAUUUGCAACCGCCGUCGGUGCUGGCUCAGUUGCCUCGCCCGUUGCACGCCUCAACCGGCAAAACCCACAUCGGCGAUGUCUUCAGUCUGGCCGAGUCGAAAAAGCGAAAGAGACAUGAAGUCGUCGUUGCGGCAGAUGGUGAAGCCGUGAACAUUUACAACAUUCAAACCCCCAAAUUGGUGACCUCCUACGCCGUCCCGCCGCAAUCAUCCUUCACUUGCCAGCCCUGCUCGGUGCGCAGAAAGAUCCCCAGCAAAUCCGUGGUCAGGAGACAGACGUACAUCGCCUUGAAACAGCAGAUCAAGGCAUUCGUUGAAGAAAGUGGUGGCAAUGGCUCCAGCGCCCCGGUGAUUUCCUCCUCGUCCUACUCCGUCAGCGAUUCAGAUAGCCCAGUCAACUUCGUGGGGAUUGUCCCCGGCCCUUCGACUGAGCAAGAACCUGAAGGCUCGUUCGACAUUCUCGCCGUUCACCAAGAUGGUCGCGUCCGCCGACUCUCUCCCGAUCUCAAGACCCAGCGAUGGAGCAUGGAACACAGCGAGGUGGCCAAGAUCAGCUCGACACACAGCGUCAACGCCUGUUUCCUUGUUGAAUUCGAGGAUGCGAAGAAAUCUCUGCUCAAGCGCCGGCAAGACCUUACAGCUUUGGCGCUCGGCAGCCUCACCGAUAGCGGCGUGGAUGAGCCUUCGAUUCUGUUGGUCGUCUCGCACCCCAAUGGAUCCGAUCCGGUCAAACUCAGCGACGUCAAAGUCCAGAUGUUCUCCGUGCCCUCCGACGCUACCCUUCUAGAGCGCAGCAUCGAUGAAAGCCAGAAGAUGAGACACCUGCUCACGAUCAGCAUCCCCGAGGUCAGCGGACAGGAGACCAUUGAGCGCCAGGGCUCGCAGUGGUACUUCCACUCCGGAUCGGCUGGACUGAACCUCUCGUUCCCACACGGACAUAUCAACUUCGAUCUCUCCCAGUACGCCCCCACGCUGACGUCGAAGUUCAUCCUCGAAAAUGAGACCUUCUCGUCAAUCAUGCGCAUCUCGCCCCAAUCCGUGAUCGGUGCUGGUCAAUCGAUGAUUGCCGUCUACGACACCCAAUACCAGUCCAUCCAGCGGAGUAUCGCCGUUAGCGACGUCCCGGCGAGUGGCUCAUCCAGCGUCAAGGCACCCACGACCUUCGUCAGUUACUUUGCCCGAUUGGGGGUCGCCCUCGCCACGAAGAACAACACUCUACUGGCGUUCGACUUGAGCUCCUCGAGUCUCGCCGGCGGGCCCCUCAAACGCCCUCGCGACGGCCUCUUGAUCGACGCCAUCGGCCGCGGUAUCGGGCCCUCAUACGCCCAGUCCGACCUUAGCUCGAAGAAGCUGCGAACCGAGGAUGCCGCCGUCUUUGGGCUGACUGCCAAGCAGACCGUGCGGUGGACGCAGCUGACCAACGAUCUCCGCGAGUGCGUCAAGAGCAACAAUGCCAGCGCCUUCGACACGGCAGUGCAGCGGUUCUUCGGCGCCGGAGAGUCCAAGACCCUCCCGGGGCCCGGAAAGUUCGUCAACUCGGAGCUGACGCUCUUCCUCCUGACCCUGAUCUUCUCCCUGAAGGAGGAGAACAACACCCAAACCAGCAAGGACACGCUCUCCGCGCCUACCGCCUCCCGCCUCUCGAUAGCCAUCUGGCCCGAACGCACCUGCCAAUGGCUCAUCAACAUCGGCCACCUUUCGCAGGCCAACGUCGAGAUCGCCCUGCGCCGCAGCAUCAAGCCGCGCAUCCUGCAACCGCUGCCCGUGGGCUCCUUCGUGCAGGGGCUGGUCGACUCGGACCCGACGCUGCAAAGACUCAACAGCGUGCUGUCCGGCCGGGUGGUGCUCUCGACCAACGAGCUCGCCUACGCCCUGCGCCUGUUCCUCGACAAGGCGCGCUCCAGCGCCAUCAUCCUCGAGGAGGCGCGCGCCAAGCUCCUCACCUCCGGCGAAACGCAGCCCGAUCACGAUGAGGAGAUGUCCGACUCCCCGGCCGACCCCUCCACAAACUCAGACUCCAACGCCCUCGUCACGACGACAACAACAACUACUCCAACGGAGCCCGCCACCCUCCACAACAUCUACAAGGGCCUCAACACGACCCUGCACAUACUCCACACCCACCCGCCCGCCACCCUCACGACUGCCCUCCGCUCCGCCCUCACCCGCUCCGAACUGAUCUCCAUGGUCCACCACCUCCGCCUCUGCCUCGCCACCAGCGGCCACACCACCCGCUUCACCGAGAACCCGCCGACCCCGAUCUCGCCGGACCAGACCAACCCCGCCCUGCCCCUCGACACCAUCACCACCUGCCUGAACGCCGCCAUCGACGCCAUCGGCCCCUCGGGCUGGAUCGCCGCCGCCGCCUCCCCCGGGGAACCCUUGGCCGAAAACAGCCAGGAGCUGAUCGCCGACAUCAAGUCUGAGAUCUCCGCCGCCCUCGCCGGCGUCGAGGAGGCCACCUAUCUCACCGGCAUUCUCCGGGAGUACCUCCGCUACACGAAUAGCGUCAAGGCCACCACCGCUGCCGUCACCACCACCGCCGUUGCUGAGACGGCAGUCAUCCCCGCGACCGAGCAGCCCGUCACCCCCGCCAAUGUCCGGUACGAGAAACUCAACGGCGCCGACCUGGUCAUCUUCGGUGCCGGCGACGGCGAGGAAGGCGGCGCCGGCGGCGAGGCCGCCGGUGGGAAGCUGUUGCCCCUGUCGCUCAAGGCCGCCGCCCACGACGUCAGCAAGACCAAGGUCAAGAAGGAGACGGGCGAGGUCAAGGCCCGCAGUAGUCGAGAGAUCGGGUACCUGCGGCGGAAGGCCGUGGGGAAGUAUUCUUUCGAGAGGCUGUUUGUAUAGUUACGUACCAAAAGAUUCAAAGUGGAAUGGGGGACAACGACGAGGAGAGAGAAGAGAGAUUGUAUGCGGACACACAUACUUUACUUACAUUUAUUACUGGAUGGAUAGAAAAAGUG